Molecule: messenger RNA, 234 nt
Organism: Gryllus bimaculatus (two-spotted cricket)
Lineage: Eukaryota; Metazoa; Arthropoda; Insecta; Orthoptera; Gryllidae
Source: the annotation of a GenBank genome assembly
AUGCUCCCGCGGCCCGCGCCCGCGCCCGCCCACGCGCCCACGCCCAACGCCAUGGCCGCCACCAGCGUCAAGCGCGAGGGCUCCCGCGCCUUCCUCGUCGACUCGCUCAUGGCCGGCUGCAAGACGACCGCCGCGCCCGCGCCGCCGCCGCCCGUCACCGCCGCCGCCGCCCUCGGCUCCUACCUCUUCCCGCUCGGCACCGCCUCGCUGCCAGGACGCUAUCUUGUUUCAUAG